Molecule: messenger RNA, 2790 nt
Organism: Linum trigynum
Lineage: Eukaryota; Viridiplantae; Streptophyta; Magnoliopsida; Malpighiales; Linaceae
Source: the annotation of a GenBank genome assembly
AUGGCUUCCAAGUUCUGGACUCAGGCCGGUGCUUCUGAUUCCGAUGAGGAAGAGGAGCAGAGCGAGUACGAAGACGAAAUCGAAGACGCCGGCGGAGAUCCAUCGGCCGCCGACGCGAAGAAUCGGUAUCUCAGGGCAACCGAUACCGACAGCGACGAUGAUGAUGGCCAGAAGCGUGUGGUUAAGUCGGCCAAGGACAAACGAUUCGACGAGAUGACGUCUACUCUCGAGCAGAUCAAGAACGCGAUGAAGAUUAACGACUGGGUGAGCUUGCUGGAGAGCUUCGACAAGAUUAACAAGCAGCUGGAGAAAGUCAUGCGGGUGACGGAAGCGGUGAAGGUCCCGAACCUCUACAUUAAGUCCCUGGUGAUGCUGGAGGAUUUCUUGAAUCAGGCCAUGGCGAAUAAGGAGGCCAAGAAGAAGAUGAGUACCAGUAAUGCGAAGGCAUUGAACUCUAUGAAGCAGAAGCUUAAGAAGAACAAUAAGCAGUAUGAGGAGCUCAUUAAUAAGUAUAGGGAGAAGCCUGAGAGUGAGGAGGAGGCUGAUGAUGAUGAGGACGAAGAUGCUGAUGACGACGAGUCCGACACAUUUGCUGAGGAUGUCAAUGCGAUGUCCGAUGAGGAUGAAGAGGAAGAUGAUGGGAAGGACGACGACCAAGCUGAGGGCGAAGGCGGCUGGGAGAAGAUGAUGAGCAAGAAGGAGAAGCUCAUGGAUAAGCAAUUCAUGAAGGACCCUAGUGAAAUUUCUUGGGAUGUGGUGAACAAGAAAUUUAAAGAAGUUGUUGCAGCUCGUGGUAGGAAGGGCACUGGAAGGUUUGAGCAGGUUGAGCAGUUAACUUUCUUGACCAAGGUUGCCAAGACACCUGCCCAGAAACUUGAGAUUCUCUUCAGUGUUGUGUCUGCUCAGUUUGAUGUGAAUCCAGGGCUUAACGGUCACAUGCCUAUCAAUGUGUGGAAAAAAUGUGUGGUGAACAUGUUGGUUAUCCUCGAUAUAGUUUUCCAGCAUAGGAACAUUGUUGUCGAUGAUAUGGUUGAGCCGGAAGAGAAUGAAACACAGAAGGGAGCAGACCAUGAGGGUCCUGUUCGUGUUUGGGGAAAUUUGGUGGCCUUCCUUGAAAGAAUUGAUGUCGAGUUUUUCAAGAGCUUGCAGUCCACUGACCCUCAUACUCGUGAGUAUGUUGAUAGGCUGCAGGAUGAGCCUAUGUUUUUGGUUCUUGCUCAAAAUGUCCAGGAGUAUCUUGAGCGAGGUGGGGAUUAUAAAGCAGCAGCAAAGGUUGCUUUGAGGCGGGUUGAGCUUGUGUACUACAAACCACAGGAAGUUUAUGAUGCUAUGAGGAAGCUGUCUGAACAAACUGAAGGUGGAGACAAUGGUGACGAAAAGGCGGAAGAGAGUAGAGGCCCACCUGCAUUUGUUGUUGUUCCUGAGGUUGUGGCUCGGAAACCCACUUUUCCCGAGAGCAGCAGAACAAUGAUGGACAUGUUGGUGUCUCUCAUAUACAAACAUGGAGAUGACAGGACAAAAGCCCGAGCAAUGCUUUGUGAUAUAUAUCACCAUGCUCUACUUGAUGAGUUCUCCAUUGCUCGUGACCUGUUGUUGAUGAGUCACUUGCAGGAUAACAUUCAGCAUCUGGACAUUUCUACUCAGAUCCUUUUCAAUAGGGCCAUGGCACAGCUUGGUUUAUGUGCAUUUAGAGUUGGGCUGAUCACUGAAGGACAUGGUUGCCUCUCGGAACUAUAUUCUGGUGGAAGGGUGAAAGAGUUGCUUGCUCAAGGUGUAUCCCAAAGCCGAUAUCAUGAGAAGACCCCAGAACAGGAGAGGUUGGAAAGACGACGCCAGAUGCCAUACCACAUGCACAUCAAUCUCGAGCUUCUAGAAGCUGUGCACCUCAUCUGCGCCAUGCUCCUCGAGGUCCCGAACAUGGCAGCCAACACCCAUGACUCCAGGCGCCGACUCAUCAGCAAGACAUUCAGGCGUCUUCUCGAUAUUAGCGAGAGGCAGACUUUCACCGGCCCUCCUGAGAACGUCAGGGACCACGUGAUGGCCGCAACUCGAGCCCUCACCAAGGGAGACUUCACCAAAUCCUUCGAGGUCAUCCAGUCCCUUGACAUCUGGCGCCUUCUCAAGAACAAAGAGGGCGUCCUUGAAAUGCUAAAAUCCAAAAUCAAGGAGGAAGCUCUUAGAACCUAUCUGUUGACCUACUCCUUGUCCUACAACUCCAUGAGCUUGGAACAGCUGAUGAACAUGUUCGACUUGUCGAGGGCCCAGACCCACAGCGUGGUGAGCAAGAUGAUGAUCAACGAGGAGCUGUACGCAAGCUGGGACCAGCCAACUGAGUGUGUCGUGUUUAACGAUGUUGAGUACUCCAGGCUGCAGGGUUUGGCGUUCCAGUUGACCGAGAAGCUCUCAGUGCUCGCGGAGAGCAACGAGAGGGCGAUGGAGUCUGGUGGUGGCGGCGGGAUGGAUCUCCCGAUGCGGAGGAGAGAAGGGCAGGACUAUGCCAAUGCUGGUGGUGGUGGUGGGGGUAAGUGGCAGGAUAACUAUAAUCAGCAGGGAGGAAGGCAAGGUGGUGGCGGUGGGCGUUCAGGAGGGUAUGGUGGUGGUGGGAGAUCUGGACAAGGUGGUGGUAGAGGCGGGUAUAACAGGGGGAGCCAGGUACGAGGUGGCGGCUCUCGAUAUCAGGAUUCGUCGGCAUAUGGUGGUGCGCGAAGGACGGCUAGUUCGGCUGUCAGGGGCUCUCAGAUGGAUGGUUCUACCCGUAUGGUCAGUCUGAAUCGCGGAGGUCACCCUUAG